Molecule: messenger RNA, 1839 nt
Organism: Penicillium expansum
Lineage: Eukaryota; Fungi; Ascomycota; Eurotiomycetes; Eurotiales; Aspergillaceae
Product: putative ATP-dependent Clp protease
Exons: 2
Coding region: 1-1839 (612 amino acids)
Biological process (GO): protein catabolic process; proteolysis
Cellular component (GO): mitochondrial matrix
Molecular function (GO): ATP hydrolysis activity; ATP binding
Source: RefSeq, a predicted model, not a curated record
AUGCUGUGGCGGCAUUUCCAGCGUCGCCUCCCGGCCACCUUGGCUCGUCGUGGCAUUCUCCGGUGUCGGCUUCCCCAAUUAUAUAGCGGGUCAGCACGCCAACUGUCUAGCUCCUCCACCACAUUUCCGACAUGGUCGCAAUUCAAUCGGUCAGAAUUCACAAGUCAACCGUUUACCGGUAGCUAUGAAACAGGAGGUCCUACUCGCGGCCCAUUGGGAUCAACACCGGCCUUUGGCGCCCCCCGCAUCACACCGAAAGUCUUAAAGCAAUAUCUCGAUCAAUAUGUCGUCGGUCAGGAUCGUGCAAAGAAAGUGCUCAGUGUCGCCGUGUACAAUCACUACCAGCGCGUGCAAGAGUUAGUGCGCCGGGAGGAAGAAGCAGCCGAGGCUCUCGCGAAGCGCCAGCGGAGGGAAGCACUUGAGAUUCAUCCCUUAGACGCAGAUGAUAUUACAGGCGCACAGAAGUCUGCCAGCAUACCUCAACCCCCCAAAUCCCGCUCAAACACCCCAUUGGAGCAAGCAGAUUUCGCCGAUACGUCGCCGCUACACCUUGAAAAGUCCAAUAUUUUGUUACUUGGUCCGUCCGGUGUAGGAAAGACACUUAUGGCGAAAACUCUUGCUCGGGUUCUUUCUGUGCCUUUCAGUAUUUCCGACUGCACGGUGUUCACCCAAGCCGGUUACAUUGGAGAGGACGCGGAAGUGUGUGUUCACCGACUUUUGGCAGCUGCAGACUACAACGUGGAGCAGGCAGAGCGUGGAAUUAUUGUCCUUGACGAGGUGGACAAGAUCGCAGCUGCGAAGGUUAGUCAUGGCAAAGAUGUCGGUGGUGAAGGAGUACAGCAGGCGCUUCUCAAGAUCAUUGAAGGCACAACCGUGCAGGUCCAGGCCAAGCCAGAGAAGAAUCCCCGCGCAACUAGUGCCCCGAAUAGCUUUCCCUCCAACAGUCCCUUGGGAAAUGGGUCAUUCCAUCCCAACAACCCUAACCCAGCCGCGAAGGGAGAAGUGUACAAUGUGCGCACUGACAAUAUUUUGUUCGUGUUCUCUGGCGCCUUCGUUGGAUUACACAAGGCUAUCAUGGAUCGAAUAUCCCGUGGAUCAAUAGGCUUUGGUCAGCCAGUUCGGCCCGCCUCAAACAGUAGUGAUUUCCCUGGCUCGCCAAAUAUCUCCGCCAACCAGCCACUUCCAAUCCUCCCAGGGUCUGAAGAAGAAGCGCUGUAUAAGAAGCACCUCCCCUUCUUCUCCUCUGCCUCGCCAGCCGGUUCUGGUGCCGAGCCAACCUAUUUCAACGCACUCGACCUCUUAACACCCUCAGAUCUGCAAAGUUACGGCUUCAUCCCUGAGUUAAUCGGCAGGAUUCCCGUCACCGCUGCUCUCUCUGCACUGUCUCAACCCUUACUUAUGCGCAUCCUAACCGAACCCCGCAACUCCCUUCUAGCCCAAUACACAACCCUAUUCUCCCUCUCGGGUAUCGAGCUGCGCUUUACCACACCGGCACUCCACAAAAUCGCCGGCAAUGCCUUCACAAUGGGCACCGGCGCACGUGCGCUGCGAACUGAGAUGGAGACCAUCCUCAGUGACGCCAUGUUCGAAGCUCCCGGCUCGAGCGUGAAAUUUGUCCUCGUGACCCAGGCUGUGGCUGAGCGCAAGGAACAACCCAUCUACCUUGCUCGUGGACAGGGCGGGCGUUUCCAUGCUAUGAUUUCCGCCGAGGAAAGCCAAUGGGAAGCAAAGACUCGCGGGGAAAAGAAAGACCAGGAUCAAAAGACUAAGACGCAAGACGAUCAGGAUGGCUCCAAUGCGUCGAACUUCGAGGAGUACCAGAAUCGAGCGACUGGUUAA